This is a messenger RNA of Argentina anserina (silverweed cinquefoil), 1102 nucleotides long. Its product is annotated as plant UBX domain-containing protein 1. Gene Ontology annotation, biological process: protein-containing complex disassembly. Bases 46 to 789 code for a protein of 247 amino acids. The transcript has 7 exons. Lineage: Eukaryota; Viridiplantae; Streptophyta; Magnoliopsida; Rosales; Rosaceae. The record is from RefSeq and is a predicted model, not a curated record. Gene Ontology annotation, molecular function: ATPase binding.
AAGAAACCGGGUCGCGGUUUUCUGGGUUUUAUAAGCGUCUUCUCUAUGAUCGUUGAUGAAUCAUCCUUGAAAAGAAGGAGGCUCACCAACAUUGAUCCCAUGGAGGCUGAGGAAGCCAAGGCCAGGCUCACAGCAGCAAAAGAAAAGUUUGGAAGAGAAAUUCGUGUAUUUGAAACAGCAGCUUCUUCUUCGUCGCAAAAUGUAGAGUCCAAUACUGAGGAGACAGAUGAACUUUAUGAGUUUACUGCAGAGGAUUAUUAUCGGAUAAUGAAUGCCAAGAAGGAAGAUAAGUUCCUGAAAACACGAAAGAUUAGAGAAGCAGAACAAGCGGCUCGUAGAUCAAGGAUAACCAAGGCUGUGAUCAGGGUUCGCUUUCCUGACAACACAACAUUAGAGGCCACUUUUCAUCCUUCAGAAACAAUUCAAAGCUUGGUUGAUCUUCUCAUGAGAGUGGUUGCUCGGCCUGAAUUAUCAUUUCACAUAUAUACUACUCCCCCUAAGAAGCUGAUAAAAGACAUGACUCAGGACUUCUACUCCGCUGGAUUUGCUCCUGGUGCAAUUGUAUAUUUUUCAUAUGAUAUUCCAAAAGGUGAUGAUGCAGCAGAUGUCAAGUCAGGUCCUUUCCUUCACAAAGAGAUCAUGUCUUUGAAAGGUCUGGAACUCGUUAAAGAGUAUGCAGAGCCUGUUCAGCCUGCACCUGAACCUAGACAGGAGGCACCACCCCCUGUUAUCCAAGAGAAGAAGCCUGCCGAGAAAAAAUCUGUGAAGCCGAAGUGGCUGAAGAUGUGACAUGAAGCAUAUGACCAACUUCUGGAGGUGUAAUCGCCAUUCAUCAUCUUAUCUUUAGAAAGGUCGGUACCACUUCCUUUCUGUACCAUUUUGUUGGUUAUGACAGUUAUUUGAUACCUACAACUUGGCCAUAGUUGUUUUUAUUAGGAGGGUUUAUAAAGAAAUUGAUUGCAAAUACUUAUUAGGAGUUCAAAGAGAUAACUUCUACAUAUGCCAAAAUCUGUGCUUUGUUAAGGUUGUUUAAAUUUUCUCCAACAUGUAAUAAUGUGCAACUUUUAUGUAGAAUGCCGCAGUAGGUCGUGCCUAUUCUUUA